Messenger RNA from Balaenoptera acutorostrata (minke whale), 4669 nucleotides. It is a transcript of the gene PRRG1, whose product is annotated as proline rich and Gla domain 1. The transcript is spliced from 4 exons. Gene Ontology annotation, cellular component: extracellular region; cytoplasm. Gene Ontology annotation, molecular function: ferrous iron binding; calcium ion binding; ferric iron binding. The record is from RefSeq and is a predicted model, not a curated record. The coding region runs from base 175 to 1020 and encodes 281 amino acids. Gene Ontology annotation, biological process: iron ion transport; intracellular iron ion homeostasis. Lineage: Eukaryota; Metazoa; Chordata; Mammalia; Artiodactyla; Balaenopteridae.
UGCUGGUCGUUGAAUGGAGCUGGGUCAUGGCGUUGAGAUGGAGAUCUCUGGGAGAUUUUCGCCGUCUGAUAUUACUUGCACCUGGGAGGUCUCUGGUGGACCAACGUCCUGAACUUGGCUCUCCCACCUCAGAGGCACAGGCCUGACGCCCAGCCGGAGCACCAAGACCCUGUCAUGCACACGGCUCAGAAUAAAAGGGAGAAAAAAAGAAAGAAAGAAAGAGAGCAACCAAACCAAAAAACAAAUCCACCAGUGGUAACAAGUGCUAGAAACUAUACUAAAAAAAAAAAAGAAACGGACAGAAAGAACCCGAGGACAGAUGUGAAUCAUCAUCCAAGGACCUACCAGAGACCACAAGAAAACAUGGGGAGAAUUUUCCUCACAGGAGAAAAAGCCAAUUCAGUAUUAAAACGCUACCCAAGAGCUAAUGGACUUUUUGAAGAGAUAAGGCAGGGCAAUAUUGAACGUGAAUGCAAAGAAGAAGUCUGCACAUUUGAAGAAGCAAGAGAAGCUUUUGAAAAUAAUGAAAAAACUAAGGAGUUUUGGAACACUUACACAAAAGCACAACAAGGAGAGAGUAACAGAGGAAGUGACUGGUUUCAGUUUUACCUUACCUUUCCAUUAAUCUUUGGCCUCUUCAUUAUCCUCCUUGUCAUUUUCCUCAUCUGGAGAUGCUUCCUAAGAAACAAAACUCGCAGACAGACGGUGACUGAAGGCCAUAUUCCUUUCCCUCAGCACCUCAAUAUUAUCACUCCGCCUCCCCCACCAGAUGAAGUCUUUGAUAGCAGCGGAUUGUCGCCAGGCUUUCUGGAAUAUGUAGUUGGGCGCUCAGAUUCCGUCUCCACUCGCCUGUCCAACUGCGAUCCCCCACCGACCUACGAGGAAGCCACUGGUCAGGUGAACCUGCGGAGGAGUGAAACAGAACCUCAUUUAGAUCCACCCCCGGAGUAUGAGGACAUCAUCAACUCCAACUCAGCCAGUGCCAUUGCUAUGGUGCCUGUGGUCACCACCAUCAAAUGAAACUGCACACUUCUUUUUAUUAUAAUCAUUUUUAAAAUACUAAUGAAAGAACUUUCUAGCACUUUACCACUACAUAAAUGUGCAUUUGACUUAUUGGAUUCUGACAGCAUACCACUUCACAUCCUCUGAUUUGAUUUUCAUUAGUUUUGUUUCCUACUAUAAAUUCAUUAUCCAUGCUCAUUUUUGCUAAUGGAAAUAUGUUGAGGGAAAAAUACUAGUGGAGGUCUUCAUGGGAGGAGAUGUACAUGUGUGUACGCAUAUAUGUUUAUGUAUAUAUGUACAUGCACAUAUAUGUGUUUGUACAUCAGCCCAGUAUAUGGGCAACUGUCUUAAAAAGUCAUUAACAUCUAUCUAAAUCACCUGUAAAGUUAGAACAUUACUCACCAAAAUCGGGGUAGGGGAGAAGGCACCACCAAGUUGUGUAACAGGUAGCAACAUGCUGUUGAAUUUUGAAAAUAAGAUGAACUUAGCAUGUCUUCUAAUUCUUACAGGCUUUUGUUAACCUUCUUCAACUACCUUAAAAGGAAAAAAAAAAUGCAUGUAGUCAAUCUUGACUUUAGGAACAUCUCAGGAGGCAACAGAGAAGGAAGGUACAAUAAAUAAUACCUUGCUUAUUAACAGUGGACAGCAAGAAAAUCAUGGGUCCUUAGUGGCAUUGGGCUGGUUUUGUAGGAGGGAUUUUUGUUGCUGUUUGUUAUUGACUGCCUCCCCCACAAAAAUUAAACAGUAUUUGCUCAGUAUCUUUGCAUGUCUCAUGCUAUUUGUAUUAACAUCUUGAUGGAGUGGAUUUCCUGGCAAAAGAAUAAUUUCUCAAGUAGAUACACGUAUUAAUGACAGGGAACAGAUGCAGAUUUCUCCUUUGCCCAUUGGCGACAGUAUUUUUUUCUCGUUGUUUCAUUGCCCUUUACUCUACCUUACUCUCCUUCUCCUACCACCACAGAAUCUUCAAGCACCUAAGAAUUUAGUUAAAAUUCCUGAAAUUAUUUUCUUAAUGUUUUUAUAUAGAGUGAAGCCUUUGUCUCAAGAUGAUUAGGAGGCAAUUUUCCAUUAAAUUAAGAACUGUGAUUUUUAUAUUGUUCUCCAGUUGGUGGAGGAAGAUUGCAAAGUCUGUGCUGUGCCAGGUGCACAAUAAAUCUAGUUAUACCUGCACACAGACCUCAUUGUUGCUAUUUCAUUUUGUAUUUUCAUCAGAUUUUUUUUUUUAACUGCAGGAUUUUUACUUUUCCCUUGGAGCAGGGGGAACAGGCUGUGAAUGAACUGCCAACAUAAACUGGCUCAGAAAGGAAAAAUAAAUCUUCUACAUGCACUGAUGGAAAAUUCAUUAUAUCGGUCAGGGAAAUGUCUGUGCCACUCCCAUGACUGCGUAGUGUUGGAUAAAACGGUUGAGCAGGCAGAAGGAAUGCAGGUUUCGGAAGUGUCAUACCCUGCUGCCUCCAUCUCCAGCCCACCCAGACUCCCCCAAACCAAAGGAAGGAGGACCCUGAACUAAGGAGUCAGAUGACCUGAAUUCGAAUUCCGCUCUGCCAUACACUUGCCAGGCUACCUUGGCAAAGACCCACAUCUGACCCUCAAAUUCCUCCCCUCUGAAACAGCAAUAGUAUGGUGUGCCCUGCCUUUCUCCUGGGGCUUUAAAAGUAUCUAAUGAGAUGGGUGUGCAUGAAAGUCAUUUGUAAGACGUGAAGAGCUCUCUAGGUGAAAGGUCAUAGCAUUGUUCCCAUUGCUCCUGUGAAGGGAGAAUUUUCUCCCCGUUUUCCUAAAAUGUAUGUGUUUUCACAUAGUGAGGAAGUAGAGUAGGCGGCUCCGUAAAUGGCUAACGUGCUCCUAAUCUGAGUCUGUGGGCUCUUAGUUAAACACCUGUCAUUCUCUGGUCUCUACCAAUGCUGGGCCUACUUAAUGACGACUGCCAGCUCAGCACAAACAGGAUUAAGCAAAUGUUGGAAAGGGAACUAAGAUGUCUAUGUUUAGAUAAUAGGUUUUAUAGCUUUCAUGGACUAAAAAUGAAUAAAUCUUGAACCUGGUCUCAGCAGAAAUGACAAUAUUAUUUUGAAUUUGGUCAUGAGUACAUGGUGAUCUGUGGCUUCUAUUUAAAGCUGAGAGUGGGAGUGUUUGAGCCAGUGAUUUGUGUGCAUGUGUGUAGGUAUGUAUUUUGGUUUAUUUUUAAAGCAAAAGUAAGGCUCCUUUUGUGUGGACUUCUUUCUUGUCAUUAAUAACAGGCCUUAGAUUAAACCAGCAGUUUUCAAAGUGUGGCCAAUGAACCCCUGGGUGUCCUUGAGAACCUUUGAGGGGAUCUGUGGGAUCAAAAGUAUUCUCAUAAUAAUAACCAAGACAUUAGUUGUCUUUCCACUCUCUCUCUCUCAAAAAGUAGUUAAAAAUGUAAAAGCCAUCUUCCCAUGAAUUUUUUUUUGUUUUAGAAAAUAUAACUAUUUUCUUUAAAGUGUUAUUUAUGUUAGCAUGUAAUGGACUUUUUACUUUUUAAAUGAAUAAAUACUUAAAAAUUUUUUGUUUUACUUUCUUAGAUGGCAAAUACUGGUAGAUAUAAACUCCAUAAACAAAAGCUCUUUGGUGUCCGGAUCCCCAACAAAUGUUGAGUAUAAAAGGGUUUGGAGACCAAAAGUUUGAGAAUUACAGGAUUAGACAAAGAAGCAGGAUGUUCUAUUACUAAGUAUGUAUUCUUGCAAUUUUAUUUUACAUUCUAAACUCCUGGUAUUGGACUUAAUGCUGCCUCUUAGAGAUACCUGAAUUUCAGUGUAAGAAUGAAUGUUGAUCCUUGAAGGAAAAGCCAAAUGAUUAAACUGAUCAAUGACUACAGCUUUUUAGACUGUUGGUCACAGACCACACUACUCCACAGUGAUAAUUGGCAUCAGCCACAGGUCUCCUGGCAGCAUUCAGGUGAUAAUGACAAGAUAAGUAAAUUUUUAAGAUAAACAAAAUAAAUACUUUCUUCAAGAAACAGUCUCUUCGGUUACUUUGUUUUGUUUGCUAUUGGUUUGGGUUUGACAUUUUUAGAAACCCUUUUGCUACCCCAUCUGGUUUUAUAAACUGCGUUUCUUAACAUUUGUUAUAAUUAAAGGGGCUUAUCUGGAAUAACAUUUUUUAUGCUUUGGCCUUUCUUACCUGACUAUUACAUUCACCUUUGAUUAUUUUUAAUAAAGGUUUAUUUUUACAGAUAUAUUUAGUACCUUCCUUAAGCAGUAACUAAACUGAAUCAACCAAUGUGCAUUUAAAUGAAAGAAUGGGCUUCCGGGUCUUCCAGUGGACCCGUUUCCAGGCCUCCACAUGCACUGCUUGUGUCUGGAAUUCUAGAACUGGCACUUUUCUGCCUUCCUGCUUUGAAUGUUACAAUGAACUGUAUCUGUUUAAAGUAAAUUAAAUGAUUUCUUGUUUUCCUAUUGACCAGUACAAAUACAGAUGCUGUGUUUGAUUCAUUGUUACUGAUGACUUCAAGAUUGAUGAUCUGAUAGGAUUAACUGUGGAGGUAGCUUUAACUUGGUUCUGUGUAAAUAGCAUGUAUUUUAUAAUAUUACACAUUUUUAAACACUUGGUUUACAUUAAAUUAUGGUAUUUAACUAUUUUUAUGUUUAUUCUAGGUAAGGUUUUUCUUAUGUUUCUGUGUUUUUGGUAUGCUAAAUAAAGCUAUUUUUAAACCCAA